Entelurus aequoreus (snake pipefish) is the source of this 2049-nucleotide messenger RNA. RefSeq names its product dihydrouridine synthase 2 (gene dus2). Gene Ontology annotation, cellular component: cytoplasm. The record is from RefSeq and is a predicted model, not a curated record. Lineage: Eukaryota; Metazoa; Chordata; Actinopteri; Syngnathiformes; Syngnathidae. Gene Ontology annotation, molecular function: tRNA binding; tRNA dihydrouridine synthase activity; flavin adenine dinucleotide binding. Bases 147 to 1625 code for a protein of 492 amino acids. Gene Ontology annotation, biological process: tRNA dihydrouridine synthesis. The transcript is spliced from 16 exons.
GACGUCACCCAACCAGGAAGUACCACAGCACGCUUGACAUCUCAUGACGAGGGUGCAACACAUUUUCAGCUGCGCUCGCCGGAGUUUUGUAUUGGAGGACUGACCAUGAGAUGUGUUGCUGCUACAGGAUGAAUUAACCUGCCCUGAUGGCGGACAGGCUGAGCUUCAGCAACAUCAUCGCCUUGGCCCCCAUGGUCCGAGUGGGCACGCUGCCCAUGAGGUUGUUGGCGCUGGACUACGGAGCUGAUGUUGUCUACAGCGAGGAGCUGAUUGACAUCAAGAUGGCGCAGUGUCAGCGGGUGGAGAACGAUGUCCUGCAGACGGUGGAUUUCGUGGCGCCGGAUGAUCGCGUGAUGUUCCGGACCUGUGAGAAGGAGAAGCACCGAGUGGUCUUCCAGAUGGGGACCGCUGACCCGGACCGAGCGCUGACUGUGGCCCGGCUUGUGGAGAAAGACGUGGCCGCCAUUGACGUCAACAUGGGUUGUCCGAAAGAGUAUUCCACUAAGGGCGGAAUGGGCGCUGCGCUUUUAUCCGAUCCCGACAAGAUCAACGCGAUUCUGGAGAAGCUCGUUGCAGGGGUUUCUGUGCCCGUGACGUGCAAGAUCCGAAUCCUGCCUUCGAUGGAGGAGACCCUAUCCCUGGUUCGGCGGAUUGAGAAGACGGGCGUUGCUGCUAUCGCCGUCCACGGCAGGUUUAAGGAGGAGCGUCCCAGACACCCGGUCCACUGUGACUACAUCCACGCCGUGGCUCGGGCUGUUUCUAUUCCCGUCAUCGCCAACGGAGGUUCUCUGGACCUGGUCAAGACCCACGUCGAUAUCGAGGCCUUCAGGGAGGCAACGGGGGCCUCGUCUGUCAUGUUGGCCCGCGCCGCCAUGUGGAACCCGUCAGUGUUCAGCAGCGGGGGGCCGCGUUCUCUGGAGGAAGUCAUGGACGAAUACCUCAAAUAUGCCAUCCGCUACGACAACCACGCCUUCAACACCAAGUACUGCCUGUGCCAGAUGCUGAGGGACAAGGUGGAGUCUGUCUUGGGAAAAAAGGUGCAGGCGGCCCAGACCAACGCUGAGCUCAGCGAGGCAUACGGCCUGCAGGACUUGUACAAGCAGACGCAGGAGCAGUUUCAGGCCAUACGGGACGCCAAGCUGGGCGGUGCCCAGCCGGAGCGCCUCAUCAUGGACGGCGACGUCACCACCAUGGCGGUCAAGUUUGAACGGCGGGAGUAUUCGCCCCAGAUCACGCCGAAGAUGGUCCUUCUGGAGUGGAGCCGCAGGGAGAAAGUGGACCAGCCGCAGUAUCAGACGGUGCAACGGCCGCAGGAUCGAGCCUUCCAGUCUACUGUGACGGUGGACAACAGGAAGUACAGACCUUCGCUGUGGGAGAAGUCGAAGAAGUUCGCCGAGCAGGCGGCCGCCGUCGUUUGCCUGCGAGCUCUCGGGGUUCCGGAGGGCCGCGUCGGCGAGGGGAACGGCGGCCUGGUGUGCAAGAGGAAGCGCGAGGAGAGGGCGAACGGCGGCGCAGAGGAAGAGUUCAGGAAGAAGCAACAGUUGGACGACGGCGGGAGCAAUGUGGCGGCGAAUGGCGAGUUAAACGACACGUGUGUGAGGACGCUACAGGCGUUUGUGAACUGACGGAGCCAAUGAAGUUUGGUUACAAACAGCUGCUGACAUUUUAUUUUGAAAAACGAAUCUUGUACUUCCAGCAUGCUGACAGGUUCCUUCUGCAGCCAACAGAGGGCAGGAUUUCGCUGUCAGGACAUUUUUCAGUUGUUUUGUCGGAAGACAUUUGGCAUGUUUGUGCCUGCCAGAGACUUUUUUUCUGUUUUAGUUGAACGAUCAUGUUUUUGCGUGCAUGGAGCAGCGAUUUUAAGUCGCCCAAAUACACUUCAAUCACAUUAAUAUUUUGAGUGAACAUGUUUGUAUUUCCUUUAUAUGUUUUGAUUGUGUUCUCUCAGUUUGCAAACAAGAAUAGAUGCUCAUAUCUUACCUAUAAGCACAAGAGGCUAAUAGUCCAAUAUUAUCAAUAAACAUAUUUCUGCUCAUGAGAGCUUCUGCU